GGUAUGGGAGAUCAGAGAGAACCGACAAUGGUGCAGAAGUCGACUUCAUUCACCAUCAAGAGUCUCCUGCUCCCAUCGAAAUUUGACAACCUGGGCUCAGAGGAAGAGAAGAGAAGCGUCCCAGCUGUGGGAUCGGACUCCCCAGGAAAAUCCCCAGAACCAACAGAAAUGGAGCCCGCAACUUUUGAACAGGAGCAGCCCAGAGAUGAAGAGGAACCAGCCUCCGAAGCAGACCAACCCCCUAAACCGGGCAAGAAUCGGAAAUAUGACAAACCCCCAUUCAGCUACAAUGCUCUCAUCAUGAUGGCUAUACGACAGAGUCCUGAAAAGCGUCUAACUUUGAACGGUAUCUAUGAGUUUAUCAUGAAGAAUUUCCCCUAUUACCGGGAACACAAACAAGGCUGGCAGAACUCAAUACGGCACAACCUGAGUCUCAAUAAAUGCUUUGUAAAAGUACCACGGCAUUAUGAUGACCCGGGAAAGGGAAAUUAUUGGAUGUUAGAUCCUUCCAGUGAUGAUGUCUUUAUUGGUGGAACUACAGGAAAGCUUCGGCGCCGGUCGGCGACCUCCAGGGGGAAACUGGUAAUGAAAAGAGGACUCCGCUUUGCUCCACUUGGUCUUGGACUGGGUGAACGGGCAAGUAAUCCUUUGUACUGGCAGCUGUCACCCUUCCUACCAUUGCAUCACCCGCACUACAAUGGAACUACACACGGAUUCCUAAAUCAGGGACACACGUAUGGUUCCCUCCUUCCCAGCGUGGAACCACUUACUAACGGGGAUGUAUCUCGACCAAUUCUUGGAGCCUCUGCCGGAAGCAUCAAUUUGUCAAACGGUUACGGUGUGAGCACGUCUCCCGCUGGGUUACUAUCUGGACACAAUGGUUAUUUUGUACCUGGGGCACAGCAAUCUCAGUCUCUGCAAAGUGGAUCAGGGUACGGAAUUUCUAGCUCGCCACCUACACUCAUUUCGGAUACGCUAAGAACUAACUUACCGUCCUUUACCCCACCACUUUCGGGUGGAUUUUCAGGAAUGCUACCGCACCAUAAACGAGUUGCGCCGAGUUCAUUCCUUAGCUGA
Molecule: messenger RNA, 1077 nt
Organism: Chanos chanos (milkfish)
Lineage: Eukaryota; Metazoa; Chordata; Actinopteri; Gonorynchiformes; Chanidae
Gene: foxg1b
Product: forkhead box G1b
Exons: 1
Coding region: 4-1077 (357 amino acids)
Biological process (GO): regulation of transcription by RNA polymerase II
Cellular component (GO): nucleus
Molecular function (GO): sequence-specific double-stranded DNA binding; DNA-binding transcription factor activity
Source: RefSeq, a predicted model, not a curated record